Rotaria sordida is the source of this 4611-nucleotide messenger RNA. The record is from the annotation of a GenBank genome assembly. Lineage: Eukaryota; Metazoa; Rotifera; Eurotatoria; Philodinida; Philodinidae.
AUGUAUGUGAACAGUACAAUUAUUCAGUCGACCAUUUAUACUGGAUUGUCUAAUAACACAUCAGAAUGGACGAAAGUACAAGACACUGUGUCCGAAUUAUCAGCCGGUUGUUAUCGGACUGUUAAACGAAAUCCAUGUCCUUGUUCAUACCGUCAAGCUUCAUUAGAUUUUCGAUUUUCUGAAUCAAGGAGUGAAAAUCGUUUAGAAAGAGCCUAUAAUAUAUCAUGUUUUGUUCCAUCAAGUGGUUUUGCACAACGAACCUCAAGUGCAAGAUCUUAUCAACAGACAUGUUGUUAUGAUGUCAAUGAAGGAUCUAUAAUUACAUCUGGUCCAUUUGCUGGAUCUGUUCUUGAUACGGCAGCAUUAGAAUCAUUACGAUAUAGCGGAAGUCGACCACAACGCAUUAAAGAACGGGAUGAUUGUUGUAUAGCAAGAAAUGGUACACUUGAUUGGUCUAGAUGGUGUAAUUUAUAUUAUGAAAUUAGACCACCAAGUAUAUGUGAUGGUUAUGAAACACCAUUAAAAGCUUGGCUCGGUGGUGAUCCACAUAUAGAAACAUCAAGUAAUAGUGCUUAUAGUUGUAAUGUAUUCGGUUCAUUUAUAUAUGCUGAAACAACUAGUGAUGCAAAUACAACAGCAAAUAAUAAUACGAAUACAAGUUCAACAUUUCUAAAAACUUUAGUAAGCAAUGAAUUAUUUUCAAUUAUUGCUCGAACAAGUAAAACUCCAUCACGUUUACGAAUUGAUCAAUUUUUUAAUCAAUAUAUAACUUAUUUUUCAUCAUUUUCAAUGUAUCUUGGAUCAAAUCGUGAUGUAAUAAUUGAUGUUAAUAUUAAUCCAUCAGAUAGUUAUCAACUUAAUGUAAAUUAUUUACUUAAAAAUGAAAAUAUUCGAAUAAAUCCAUUUAAUUCAUCAAAUGAUUUUGUUAAAUAUUACUAUUAUCCACCAUCAUUGAAUGAUGCAUCAGAAUUUGCAUUUUCAAUAAUUAGAGAAAAUCAAACAAUAACAGCAACUAAUUGGAAUGUAUAUAGUUCAGAAAACAGAAUCCUACCAGUACAAAUUCAAGUACCAAAAUUAACUAUAUCGAUUUGGUCUGGCUUAGCUAUGCAAUGUUAUGUUAUAACAAAUAAUAUGGCAUGUACAUUAUUAUUACCACAAAAAUAUUUUGGUAAUGUUCGAGGUCUUGCUGUUGGUGAUAAUACAAGUAAUCCAAAUCAAUAUUGUGCUAACUAUUCCCUUAUAUUAAAUGAAACCGAACAACAAUCAUUAACAAGCAAUAGUAUUUUAGAAUGGUUUAAUAGGAGUGCAUCUAAUACGUAUCAAAAUUAUAUAAAUAAUUUGGCAUGUCCAAUGAGUAGAACAUCGCCAACAUACAAAUUUUGUGUACAAGAUACAAUUCUUUCCCAAUCACCUCUAUUAGGACAAAUAACUGUAAAAAGUUCAAAUGAUUAUCAAUUAGCUAAUCAAUUUCUUAGUAGAAAUCCUCCAAUGGUGACAUUACUAUCACCAGCAUCAUUAAAUACGCCAUAUACAUAUUUAUUAACCAUACGAUAUAAUGAUACAUUUCAAAAUCAAACAAAUGCAGCUAUCAGUGUGAGAAUUGAUCGAAAUUCAUCUAUUAUUGUUCAAAUACGUGAUGGAAACAUGAGUAUUCCAAUAGAUUGUAUAAAGCAAAAUUCAUUUUACUCAUGUCCAUUCGCAUAUACAAACGAAAAUAGAAAUCAACUUCAAUUAACAAUUAUUGCACAUGAUACAUUGUAUAAUUUAAUAACUUAUCAAAGAAUUCAAUUAAUUGUAAAUGAAUGUAUUUAUGGUCAACCAAUAUGGAAUAAUCCAACUAUUUUAUCAUCAUCGGUUAGCGUUUUAUUUUGUAUUUGUGAUGAAUAUUCUGUUGGAGAAUAUUGCGAUAGAUCAGUUAAUUGUGCUGAUAUGACUGCUUGCCUGUUAAAUUUUCUUCCAAAUAUAACAUGUACAACUAAUAUAACUGAAAUAUCAUUAAAUUCUACACAAACACCAUAUCGAUGUGUACAUAGCAUAACACAUAUAUCUUGUUCGAAUGAUUCAGCAUGUUGUAGACAAGGUUAUCAAUUUCAUAGCGAUGUACAACAAUGUUUAUUUCGACCAGUUUGUAAUGAUUCGAUAUGUGGUGCAAAUAAUACUUGUCAAAAUUCUGAACUAAAACCUAAUGGAUAUAUUUGCAUGUGUAAUAGUGAUCAAAUUUUUAAUGGAACAACAUGUGUUCAAAAGAAAAUUUGUGAUGAUGCAUCAUUAUAUCCAAAUAGUAUUUUACCAUGUACGGGACAAUUUGAGGAAGCUAUUGAUUCAGGAAAUCAAUGUAUAUGCCAAUGUCGGUUAGAUUUCACAAAUUCAUCAAAUGGUUGCAUAAGUACAUCGACAAAUAUUACAUGCAAUAAUACGACUAAUGUCUGUUAUAAUACAUUAACACCAUUAAAUGUUUUCUGUCAAUAUCGAAUACUAACUUACAAUAAUAGUGCCAAUACAUGUCAAAACACUCUUUGUUUAAACUAUUGUGGAAAUGGUAAUUGCUCAGUUCGUGAAAAUGGAUAUACUUGUAGUUGUCCUCCUGGAACAUAUCUUGAUUAUACGUUAAAUUGUGUUGUAUGUGAAAAUGGAUCAGCUGGUCCUAAUUGUUCAUUACUAUGUGAUUGUGAAUUUGGAGAAUGUAAUAUUAAUGCAACAAGUGAAACAAAUAAAUGUUUAUGUGCAAGUGGUUAUAGAGGUUCAAAAUGUGAUCAACAAAUUAAUUAUUGUGAUCCACAGAACGAUUCUUGUAAUGCAGUUGCAACAAAUCGAGUUUGUAAACUUACACCAACUAAUCGUGAUACAUUUAAACAAAUGAAUGCUUAUGAUUGUAUUUGUAAAAAUGGAUAUCAACCAGCAUCAGUAAAUGGUAGUUGUCAAGAUAUUGAUGAAUGUGAACUGGCUUCUACCAAAGAAAAUAUUUGUUCAGAGGAUACGACAUCAUGUCAUAAUUUAAAUGGUUCAUAUCUUUGUGUUUGUAAUGAAGGUUAUGUAAAAGAUGAUGCAGGAAAUACUGAUGCAUGUGUUGAUAAAAAUGAAUGUACAACUAAUGCGUCUGUAUGUAGACCAUAUAACAAUUCCUAUUGUGUUAAUCUUAGACCAGGUUAUGAAUGUCGUUGUUUGUUUGGUUAUGCACCAGAUGGUGAUUAUAAUCAAAUUUAUGUAGCUUUACAAGGUAAUCAAACAUGUCAAAUUUAUGAUCAAUGUGCUGCAAAUCGUGUUGAUUGUGGUGGUGGAACAUGUACUAAUAAUACAAAUUUAAAUGGCUCAUUACCUACUUGUUAUUGUAGUAAUUCAUUAACACUUAUUCAACUAUCUAUAGGAAAAUAUGACUGUAUUUGUCCAUCUAAUACACAUUAUUAUAAUGGAGGAAUAUGUACAAUUCGACCUGAUCCUGGAUUAGGUCUUGGUGGAGAAUCAAUAUUUCUUGUUAAAGUCGAUUGUAAUAAUGCAACUGCUAUACUCAAUGAAAUAAUAAGAAGAUUUAAUGAAACAUUCAAAUCUCCAUACAACAUUACAAUUCGAAACAAUACAGCGGAUUGUGAUGAAUCGGGUCAACAAGAGUUAUUAUUUGAUAUUAAAACUGAUGACAAUAUAACAUUACAAAAUGAUGUCUUCGAAAUACUUGAAAAUAUAACAAGAGAUCUUAAUCUUGUUCUUUAUACUACUGGUAUAUGUAACAAUAGAACAGAAUUAGUGAAAAAUGUCACAUCAUGUUAUUUAAUUGAUCUAUGUGAUCUAUGUGGUGGAGAUAUAAAACGUGGUAUAUGUUUACCAGAAAGUGGUUUAAGUAGAUGUAUAUGUUUUUCUAAUGAUGCUGAUCUAUCAAGACCGUAUACUGGUGAAUUUUGUUAUCCUGUAGAACCAACAUCAACAUCAACUUCAUCUCCACCUUUAUCUUCAUCUUCAUCUUCACGUUGGAUACCAAUUGUUGUUGGUGUUCUAGCUGGUCUUGCUGGUUUAUUUUGUGCUGUCACAUGUUGUUUAUUAGCUUUAGCUGCUUGGCGUCGUCGAAGACGACAUCCACCUGAUGAAGAUGAAUUACGAAUUCGUCGUAUUUGGCAUUUACCAAGAGCACAAGUACCAGCAACUGUUACAGCUGAAAAUGUUGAAACAUAUUUAAAGAGUACUUCAUCUUCUACGAAUUCAACAUCAAGUCCACCUGAAGAUUCAACAUUAGAUAGUGAUCGUUCAACAUAUCGAACAACUUAUGAUUAUGAUCCAAAUGGUACUGUAAAUAGUGCAUUUUUUAAACAACUUGAUCAAAAUAUGGGUGCAAAAUUACGUGCAACAAUAACAAGACCUGAUACAAAUGCUAUUUUAUCAAGUUUACCAACUUCAACAACAAAAUCAUCAUCAUCAUCAACAAAUAUAACAUCAAAUAGUGAUGAUCCAAUUGAUGAACUUGAUGCUAUUAUUGAUGAUGAAGAUAUAGCAAUGACAUUUCAUGAUCCAUUAGAUGAUCUUUUUCAAGAUAAUCAAAUGCUUGAAGUUAUUAAUCCAAAUUUAAAAUUACCACGUCCACAAAUUGAUUCAAAACCAACAGGUCUUUUUUCGCUUUUAAAUUGA